AUGCAGGUCACGCUCUUUGAAGCUCCCCCGGAAGACCCAUCAAAAUCUCAGAUAGAAAAUAUCCUAGAGCUGACCCCGGUAUCUGAUUUUGGACCGGAUGUUUUUACAAACACACGUCCUCUAUGGCAUCCACCCGGUGCCCGUGGAAUCUAUGGCGGUGCUGCCAUCGCCCAGUCCCUAGCCGCAGCCCAAUUGACCGUUAGCCCCGGAUUCUCCCCACAUAGCAUGCAUUGCUACUUCGUGCUGGCUGGAGACGCAGAAAUUCCAAUCAUAUACCAUGUCGAACGGGUUCGGGAGGGACGGUCCUUCGCGACCCGCACCGUCCAGGCACGACAAAAAGGGAAACCCAUUUUCACUACAACUAUCAGUUUCGACCGCGAGGGGAGCGGCGGGGAGGAGAAGGUUGAACAUAGCACGCCGAAGCCGAACAUAGCGCUACCUCCAGCUAACGCCAGUGCCGCUUCCAAAGGGCCAUUUGAAACGAGAAACGCUGGGGUUGUUAAUAGAAACUCCCCUCGUGCCGAGGAAAAAGCCAUCUACCAAUUUCUCCGUGCCCGCGGCACCAUCUCCGCCGCCGGAGGCCAGCAAGCGCAUCUCUCCGCUCUUGCCUACAUGUCCGACAGCUACUUUAUCGGUACCAUUGCGCGAGUCCAGAACAUCCCGCGCUUCGCGUCCCCUGGCGCUCUAAAAGACGCCAUCUCCAAGUUGAAAAAUCCCUCCGAUCUGGAUAGUGAGGAGAUCGAGAGAUCGCUAAAAGAACUCCUGCGCCAGGAAGCCGCUGAAUUUUACGCUGAAGCUAUGCAAGACUCGAAAGUUGACCCCGCCCCACCUAAACGGGAGAUGGGGAUGAUGGUCAGCUUGGAUCACACGAUAUACUUCCACGCGCGUGGAGGUUUUAGGGCGGAUGAGUGGUUGUUUAUAGAGAUGACGAGUCCUUGGGCAGGCGGUGGGCGGGGCUUGGUGAUGCAGAAGAUGUGGUCUCAGGAUGGGACACUGUUGCUCACAUGCGUGCAGGAGGGGGUUGUGCGACUGAAGCAAGACAGUGCCAGCAAACCUAAUAAGCUGUGA
Paracoccidioides brasiliensis Pb18 is the source of this 1068-nucleotide messenger RNA. Its product is annotated as acyl-CoA thioesterase II. The record is from RefSeq and is a predicted model, not a curated record. Gene Ontology annotation, biological process: fatty acid catabolic process; acyl-CoA metabolic process. The transcript has 4 exons. Gene Ontology annotation, molecular function: fatty acyl-CoA hydrolase activity. The coding region runs from base 1 to 1068 and encodes 355 amino acids. Gene Ontology annotation, cellular component: peroxisomal matrix.